ACAUUCGUUCCCAACAGCCACUUAGACCCGAGACACCAAACACGAUCUAAAAUGAACUGCGUUGCUCUGUUCAUCGCUGUUUGCGCCACAGGGUUCACUGUCUGUGGCACCACAAGAGGCUAUAUGGCUGGGGUUCCACAGCUGGCUGACUUGCAGUCCGGUAUCUCUCAAUGCAACUGUCAAUAUGGCACAUCUUUAAAUCUUUAUUCGGCUCGGUACAACUACCCUAGCCGUUUGAUGGCCUUGAACGCUUCUGAUAUAAAACAUGGGGUGGUUCGAGAUGCAACGAAACUUCGUUCUGUUCGAGCGCGGAUGCGUACGACUUGCGACACGCUAUGUGAUAGCACACAAUCACACAACGCAUGGGAUGUGGUGAAGCAACCAUCCCAGCUUACCGCUGGGCUGACCUCGGGGACCAUGAUGCACCGCAACAGAGAUGGCCGCGCCGCCAAUCGAUUUAGGACCAGUUUCUGCUCUACAUGGUUGAAAUUCUUGAGAUGUUUCGAGGUGCUGCCUUGGUGGCUGGUGUUCGCGUUCCGCGGACCGGAGAUGCAGCCACGUCACGUCCCCGCGACUCAGUGACUAACGAGGUCGAAUCAGGCAGGACAAGAGGAGGGUCGGGGGCAGCAGGAAGGCGAAGGCCCUGCAGACGAGCGAAGGAGCACAUUCUCGACGUUAAACUCCCCUGCUCCCCUGCUCCCCUGCUCCCCUGCUCCCCUGCUCCCCUACUCCUCACCCUUCGACGGGGCUGGCCUUCAACACUGGCGAAGAGCUGUUGCCUGAAACUCGAACUCUAAUUAAAUUAAAUUAAAUAUAAAAAUUAUUGACAGUGUUUUAAAAACUAAAAUAUGAUAUCUGUUUUUGUGGUUAAAGUUAAAUUUCUGAGAAAUACUACUUAUUGCAGUCGUUAUCAUAAUGUGACUUCAGGUGAAUGUCUACCUAAUUUUUUAUAGUUUCAUGGUUGCUAGACCCGAAAACCUACACCAGCACAAAUGUUUAUAAAUAUGUAUACAUCUAAAUAUAGAUUACAUUAUGGACACGAAAAAUGCUGUAAUUUUGAAGAAAUUAUUUUUAGACUAGUAUAUAAAAUAUUUAGAUGAAUAAUCUUAAUAUAAUUAUUUAAUAGACAGUAUAGUACCAAGCGGAUAGAAAUGGAAAAUGUUUUUGUAUGAAAUUUAUUUCUUCCGUUCGAAAUGAUUAUUAAACCUCAAAAUAAAGGUGCCCAUUAGUUGUUUGAAAGUGUUUUUUCGAUAAACUCAAAUAUAAGUAUAAGGGGUGGAAGAAAUAGUGUUGUAAGGACAAAACAUUUCAUAACUAUCUUGGUAGGCACAGUAACAAAAACGAUCAAAGAAACGAUGGUUUAGGGACAAUGCAGACAUUUUCUGGAAGUUGCACCUUAGUAACGACUAUGAUGCAGUUUUUCUUCCAGUUCUACAUUGUAAAAAAGUGUUUAAUUUUACACAAAACAUAUGUGGCAGCAGAGUCUUUACCGAUGUUUGUGUAAUUUAACACCUACACAUACAUCCUGGGCGUGCCUUUGUGCAACAGCAAACCUUCGGAAACAGAGGAGACAUCUAUUCAGUUAUGAAAGUGACUUUACAAGAAAACAACGACCCAGGUCAGAAUGGUGCCUUUAGUGUCCGCACAGUAAAAAUGUGUUUUUCUGCAUUUUUCACGAAAUAAUUUUUUACAAAGUUGCCAACAUGAUUUUUUUUAAUUUAAAAAAAAUACUAUUUAUUAUUGUGAAAACUUUUUUCUAGAAAAUGAAGAAUACUUGUAGAGAGCUAUCGAUUAUUUCGCGGAUUCAUUUUACUCCAGGAUAUAAUAUAAUUCCCUGCCUAUAAUCGUGACAUUUCAGGGUGCUCAUUUUCGAUAGCUAGGUAAUAUCCUUAAGCAUUACAGGUGAUUGUAUGACCCCUUCUUCUCCUCUAUAAUAACUGGCUCAGAUUCGUCAAGGGCAAGUAAAAAGCAAUGCAGUCCAAUCAUCAACGUGAAACAGAUGUGCGUCUGUUUCAAGUCUACUUUGUUAUGCAAUGAACUAACUAAAUAAGCGCUGAUAUUUUUUAUGGAUUUUGUCUCUGAUUUGUUUAUCAUAAACAUGGAGAUUACAUUAUAAUGUUUUAUUUUAAUACAUUUCGCAAAAGAGUAAUAUUA
Messenger RNA from Bacillus rossius redtenbacheri, 2154 nucleotides. RefSeq lists its product as uncharacterized. Lineage: Eukaryota; Metazoa; Arthropoda; Insecta; Phasmatodea; Bacillidae. The transcript has 8 exons. Bases 52 to 582 code for a protein of 176 amino acids. The record is from RefSeq and is a predicted model, not a curated record.